Calypte anna (Anna's hummingbird) is the source of this 4602-nucleotide messenger RNA. RefSeq names its product alpha-2-macroglobulin-like protein 1. The coding region runs from base 76 to 4410 and encodes 1444 amino acids. Gene Ontology annotation, cellular component: extracellular region. The record is from RefSeq and is a predicted model, not a curated record. NCBI's taxonomy places the organism in Eukaryota, Metazoa, Chordata, Aves, Apodiformes, Trochilidae. Gene Ontology annotation, molecular function: endopeptidase inhibitor activity. The transcript is spliced from 37 exons.
UUGCUCCAGACCAUCAGUACAGGCAGCUCUCUCCUCCCAUGUGGAUCUUGUUAGCUGUCUGACCCAGCCCAAGCAAUGGGAGCACCAGUGCUCCUCUUAGCCCUGACCCUAUUCCCAGUGGCAGCUGCAGCAAGCCUGGAACCUCAGUAUAUGGUGGUGUUCCCUGCUGUCAUUCACCAUUCCCAAGAGGAGAAGCUCUGCAUUCACCUCAUCUCUCUGACUGAGGCUGUCCAUCUGGCUGUCACCUUGCAGGUGACAACUCAGAAUCACACACUGGUGGAACAGGAUGUGGAGAAGCCAGGCACUUUUCAGUGCAUUACCUUCCAGGUGCCAGAGUUCCUUCCUGAGAAAAGAGAUGACUCCACUUCACACCCAGACGAGGUAGCUUUUCUGCAUGUCCUGAUCCACAGUGGGGACAAUGUGCUGUUUGAGGGUCGCAAGAAAGUUCUGGUCAAGCCCCAGAAGAAUGUAAUUUUGGUAGAGACAGACAAGGGCUUAUACAAACCUGGAGAAACAGUGAAAUUUCGAAUUGUAAACCUCGAUGAGGACCUUAAAGUCAUCAAAAAUGAGUAUUCCCAGAUACGGCUGCAGGAUCCUGAACAUAACCGCAUUGCUGAGUGGCUGCAUGUAGAGUCAAGACAGGGCAUUGUGGAUCUGUCCUUCCCUCUGGCCUCUGAAGCAUUGCUUGGGGAGUAUACCAUCUCAGUGGAACAAAACAUGGCCGAGAAAACCUUCCAAGUUGAUGAAUACGUGCUGAAAAAAUUUGAAAUAGAGAUUGAGCACCCUCCAUUUAUCACUAUAGCAGAUGAGGAAUUUCAGCUGAAUGUCUGUGGCAAGUAUACAUAUGGGAAGCCCAUUCAAGGGAAGAUAUGUAUUUCUUUGACUGCGCUAUCCCUGGACUUGGAAAGCAAUUCAACUGAUUCUUCUAAGAUGAAGCAAGACAGCCAGACAAAUGAGAAUGGCUGUGCCACUUUUACGGUGAAGACGCAGACUUUGCAAUUAAAUGAAGAUGAAAGCUUCAUAGUUGCAGCAGCAGAAAUGGUGGAAGAGGGAACAGGAGCAGAGAAUAAGGAAGUGGUUUUAAUUCCUAUUUCAACGAGGAUGAAGUCUAUAGAGUUUAUCAACCUCCAUGCAUUUUACAAACGUGGACUACCAUACACAGGGAAGAUGUUCUGCCACAGCAUCAUGUCUCCCCUCCAAAAUGAAACAGUCUACCUAACAGUUGAUGUUAAUGAGGAGGAAACACACCUGUCAUUCCUCACAGAUGAAAACGGGGAAGUCCACUUCUCUCUGGAUACUACCAACUGGAACAGCACCUUGGUUUCUCUGAAGGGAAGCUACAGCCUUGGAAAUAAUGAUUCUUCUGAAAGUCACACAGGAGUUGAGGAGAGCUUCCACUGGCUAAAACCUUUCUACUCUGAGAGCAAUAGCUUCCUUGAGAUCAAGGCUAGGAAUGAUGUGAUGCCCUGUGAUCAAAAGCAAGAAGUUCAAGUGGAUUAUAUCCUUGACCGGAGUAAACUCAGCUCUAAAGAAAACCAUGUUGACUUCUGCUACUUGGUGAUAUCAAAAGGCAAGAUUCUUUUCAGUGGAGAAAAGGAGGUGCCAAUUACUCAGCAUGAGAAUCUCCAGGGCUCCUUCUCAUUGACUCUGCCUAUUGGCAAUGACUUCCUGCCUGACAUCAAGCUUCUUCUGUAUGCAGUCUUCUUGGAUGGAGAGGUGGUGGCUGAUGCGGAAGAGUUUCAAAUAGAAAAGUGCUUCAGACACAAGGUAGCACUGGACUUCUCACAGAAGGAGGAAGUCCCAGGAUCCGAAGUCAGUCUGAACCUCAAGGCAGCUCCAGGGUCCUUGUGUUCUGUCCAAGCUGUUGACAAGAGUGUCCUCAUGAAGAAGAAUAACACUCUAACAGCAGACAAACUCUAUGAUGAGGUCUUUGAAAACAGAUUCACAAUUGGAGGACGAGGGUUCCCUUAUCAUUUGGAAGACUUUGAGGCAUACCCUUGCCUGCCUCAGGAGCCUGGUCUCCACAAAAAGGCUUUGAUGGGAGCACCCUGGUACCAAAGUGAUGCUGAUGUCUUCAAUCUGUUUAAGAAAUUGCGUAUGAAAAUAUUAACCAAUGCUAGAAUUAAGAAACCAGUUUCCUGUAUCCGACCAGAAUUUGAGAAGAAGAUGUAUCAUGGAAAAGCCACACUUCUUGAAAAUUUUGUUGCCUAUAGUGAUUCUGCACCUCAGUCUCCUAACAAAAGGAAGCCAAAACCACGGACACACUUCCCAGAGACCUGGAUUUGGGAUCUGGUCUCCAUCGGGGAUGAUGGGCGUGCGUCUGUUCAAGUUGCUGUACCUGACACCAUCACAGAAUGGAAUGCCAACACAUUCUGUGUUGCUGAUAUUGGCUUUGGGUUUUCUCCUCUGACUACUCUUAGGGUUUUCCAGCCUUUCUUUGUAGAUCUGUCACUGCCAUACUCUGUGAUCCAAGGAGAGACUUUCAGCCUAAAAGCCACUGUCUUCAACUACCUCAAGGACUGUAUGCAGGUGCACACCACUCUUGUGGAGACCCCAGAACUAAAGGUGGAUGCCUGUCCUGACUGCCAGUUCACCAUCUGCCUCUGUGCCAAUGAAGCAAAAACAUUUGAGUGGAACGUGACCGCCACCAAGCUGGGCAAAGUGAAUGUCACUGUGAGCUGCAUGGCAGAAGAUUCAAACAGCCUGUGUGGUAACAGGAUUGCUGUGAAACCUCUGAAAGGGGAGAGAGACACAGUGAUAAAACCUCUACUUGUGAAGGCAGGAGGUGUCCUGCAAGAGAAGACUCAAAAUGCCUUUCUCUGUGCUGCAGAUAACACCAUCUCUGAGGAGUUCUCCCUGACGUUGCCUGCAGAAGUACUGGAGGGAUCUGGCCGAGCCACUUUCUCUGUGAUAGGGGACAUCAUGGGCCCAGCACUUGAAAAUUUAGACCGGCUGCUGGAGAUGCCCUUUGGCUGUGGUGAACAGAACAUGGUUCAGUUUGCACCAAACAUCUUCAUACUCCAGUACCUGAAUAAGACUAAACAAUUGGACCCACAAAUUGAAGCUGAAGCACUGAAAUUCCUGAGAACAGGUUACCAGCGUCAGCUUCUCUACAAACAUGACGAUGGCUCCUACAGUGCCUUUGGGAAAGCUGACAAUGAGGGCAACACAUGGCUGACAGCUUUUGUAGCCCGGUCCUUCGGGCAAGCCAGCUCUCACAUUUACAUCAAUAAAGACCACGUGCGCGAUGCUCUGCUCUGGCUUCAGAAGCACCAGCUGCCCAGUGGCUGCUUCCAGAGUGUGGGAAAACUCUUCAACAAUGAUUUGAAGGGUGGUGUGGAUGAUACAAUCUCAUUAACAGCCUAUAUCACUGCUGCACUGGUGGAGCUCCAUCUGGAAAAGAAUGACACCAUGCUGGGUAAUGCCUUACACUGCCUCAAGAAUGUAACGCUUGAUAAGACAAGCCUUUAUGUCAAGGCCUUGAUGGCUUAUGUCUUCACUCUGAACAAGGACAUGGAGAUGAGAGAGCAGCUCCUGGAUAUGCUAGAGAAGGAAACUGCAGAGCUCCUGACAUCACAUUCCAGUAGUGAAGAAUCAUCUUCUAUGAUUGAGACAGCAGCCUACAUCCUCCUGGCACAUGUUUCCAAAGCAGAGUUGGCAUUCAAUGAAGCCUCAGUGAGCAAGCUUGUGCGCUGGCUCAGUGCACAAAGAAAUGCCUUUGGUGGAUUUGCUUCCACGCAGGACACAGUUGUUAGCCUGCAGGCCCUGGCUCAGUAUGCAGCCCUGAUUCCUCAGGAGAUGAGAGAUGUAAAGGUGACAGUGAAAAGCAAUGAGGCUUCUCCGCUGGAGUUUCACAUCCACAGGAACAACAAGUUGGUCCUGCAUCAGGCAUCUCUCCUUGCAGUCCCAGGCAUGUACACAGUGCAGGCGACUGGCAGUGGCUGUGUUUAUGUUCAGACCACUUUGUACUAUAACACCCCACCACAAAAAACAGAAGAGGUCUUUGUCCUGGAUGUGGAAGCAGUACCAAGAGAUUGUGAUGCUGUCAGGAAACAGCUUGACCUGCAUGUGUCUGUCAGUUAUGUAGGGAACCGUGAGACCACUAACAUGGCCCUGGUGGAGGUAGAGAUGUUUUCAGGGUUCAUUCCUGUGAAGAGCUCUGUGAAAGAGCUGGAGAAGAUACCCCUGGUGAAAAAAACAGAGAUAAAACCAGACAAAGUCACAAUCUACUUGGAAGAGUUGGGUAAGAUUCCUCUGAAGCUGAACUUCACCGUGGAACAAGAUGCUGAAGUGCAGAACUUGAAAGCAUCAACAGUGCAUGUUUAUGACUACUAUAAACCAGAUGACCGCACAGCAAGAGAAUACAUUUUCCCUUGCAGUUCAGAUGUCUCAAAGACGACAUCCCGAUAGAAUACCCUGGCUCUGCAACCAAUAAUUUGUUUCCUGCUUCCAUAUGGAAAUCUUCGUUGUUCUGGCUUUCCUCUUUCCUGAUGGCACCCUAUUUCCACUGAUCUGUGCCCUAAGUUUUUAUGUGAAAUCUGGCUUGAUAGACAGUAGUUUGGGAUCAAGUGAAAUAAAGUAUGUGGAACCUGAAAAGAAGGA